This is a messenger RNA of Drosophila biarmipes, 5286 nucleotides long. Its product is annotated as 3'-5' RNA helicase YTHDC2. The transcript has 3 exons. Gene Ontology annotation, molecular function: ATP binding; RNA binding. The coding region runs from base 135 to 3125 and encodes 996 amino acids. Gene Ontology annotation, cellular component: intracellular anatomical structure. Lineage: Eukaryota; Metazoa; Arthropoda; Insecta; Diptera; Drosophilidae. The record is from RefSeq and is a predicted model, not a curated record.
AUGUUUCCGUCGAUGUUUCUGCACCUCCAAUAGCAAACCCAUAUCAAAGCUAUCCUACCAGUAAUACCCUGCAAAACCCAAGGCAUUCCUGGUUUUAAAGGAAAAACAAGCAAACAAUUAAAGUGUAGUGGGGAAUGGAGGACAGCAGGAAAGAGGCGAGUCGUGGCCGUCGCCAUGGCAGGAAGAAGGGCCCACUGAUGCCGGGGAAUCCGCCGGGAGCACUUCUGGCCAACGGCCAUGGCACCGGAGGGAAGAGCGCCGCCAAGGCGAACAACCCGAACAAGAAGGGCUCGAGGCCCGGCGACGUGGAGAAACUGAACGCCGCGGAGGAGAAGGGCCUGCGCCAGCUGGUCAGCGACUUUCUGCAGAGCCACGAGCCGGAGCAGCAUUUGCGCGGACUGACCAAGGCGCAGCGCAGCCACGUGCACCGGCUGGCCCAGAGUCGCGGCCUGAAGACGACCAGCAAGGGUCCCGAGGACGACCGCGUGCUGACCAUAACGCGACCGCAUUCGGACGGCCUGCAGCACAACCUCCUGGGCAACGCCAAGCUGCACAUGAGUGCCAAGCUCGUCGAUGCCCUCCGCCAACUGAACGGGUCCGUGGAGAGGCACCUUGCCACCAACUAUGCGGGCCGCUUGCGGGUCAAUCGGCUUCAGGAAGAGCAGCGACGGCCGUCAAACUUCGGCCUGGUGGGACAGAGGCUGAUCCCGCCACCACAUGGCAAUCGCAACAGGAGCAUUCAGCAGGAGCGACAGAGCUUGCCCAUCUACAAUCAGCGCGAUAACAUCCUCGGUGUUCUGCAGCACGAGCAGGUUUUGAUCAUCAAAGGAGCCACCGGCUCGGGCAAGUCCACCCAGUUGCCGCAGUACAUCCUCGAGUGGGCCGCCGACCAUCGUGCGCCGGUCAGGAUCGUGGUGAGCCAGCCACGUCGCAUAGCAGCGAUCAGCGUGUCGGAGCGCAUUUCUAAGGAGCGCGGCGAGGCGCCGGGCAGUACAGUCGGCUAUCAGAUUCGCAUGAACAGCAAAUGCAGCAGCCAAACAGUCCUCACACUGACCACCAGUGGUUGCCUCUUGCGAGCUCUGGCCAUGGACGGCGAGUCCUUCUUCAAGAACACGACUCAUUUGAUCAUCGACGAAGUCCACGAGCGCGAUCUGGAUACCGACUUCCUGCUGCUGGCCACCAAACUGGAGCUGCAAAAGAACCCCCAUCUCCGCCUGGUGCUCAUGUCGGCCACCAUGGAUUUGAAGGCUCUCUCCGACUUCUUUGGCAAGGCCUCUGUGCUGGAUGUGGAGGGACGCAGCUUUGGAGUGAGAAUCUUUCACCUGGAGGAUAUUCUCAGUGAGACCGGCUACAUGACUCCCAGAAUGGAGCAGUUCUUGGUAGAGCCGACAGGCGAGGAACAACCCGACGAGCUCCUGGCCGCCUAUUACGGUGGUCGGACCAUAAUUGACCCCGACAUUGACAAUGACCUUAUUGUUUCGCUGCUGGAGCUGUUGUUGCGCCAGGGCGACACCGGAGCGGUGAUUGUUUACCUGCCAGGGUUCAAUGAUAUGACCGCGCUGAUGGACCGCUUGGACAUGGCUCUGCCGCGCGACCAGAUCAAGAUCUUGCUGCUGCACAGCCAGGUGGACAACAACGAGCAGCGGAAGGUGUUUCGGGUCUAUCAAGGUGUGCGUUUGAAGAUCAUCCUCAGCACCAACAUAGGUCAGACUUCGAUUACCAUUCCUGAUCUGAUCUACGUCAUCGACACGGGUCGCGCCAAGAUGAAGACCUAUGACCCGGCCACGGAUGCCUCUCAGCUGACGAGUACGUGGAUCUCACAGGCGGACGCCAAACAGAGGGCCGGAAGGGCUGGACGCUUGCGCCACGGCAUCUGCUAUCGGCUCUUCGACAGCGACCGGAUGGCCAGGAUGGACCUGUACACCAUUCCCGAGAUCAUGAGGCGCACGCUCGACGAAAUAUGUCUGCUGACCAAGGUGGCGGCUCCGGACAAGAAAAUAGACAAGUUCCUAGCUCUGGCUUUGGAUCCGCCGCAACCGGAGGCCGUGAAGCAGGCCUGUGCGAGGCUGCAGCUCCUGGGCGUGCUCAGGGAAGAGAAUGAAACGAUCACGCCGCUGGGGCGAAUAAUCGCCGAACUGCCCCUGGGAGUGCAACUGGGCAAGGCAUUGAUCUACGCAAUAUACUUCCGUUGCCUGGGCAGCAUGACCAUCAUUGCGGCCUACCACUCGGUGAGAGAUCCAUUCGUGUUGAACACGGAUCGGGGCAAGAAAUCGGGUCAGCAGACCGCCUGCCGGCUUCUUUUCGCUGGCGACGGGAUGAGCGACUCGCUGGCCGCGCUGCAGCUCUACGAGGAGUUCACAAACUUGAAGCGCACCAAUGUCGGCGAGUUCUGUGAGCGCAAUUUUGUGUGUCGCCACUCGAUGGAGAUGUUCGUGUCGGCGGUGUCCACUCUACGCGACACCGUGUACCGCAUCUUCCGCUCCAGCCAGGCCAGUGCGCGCUUGGCCUCGACCUUCGACAAGGAUACGAACAUGAUACGACUGGCCCUGACGGCAGGCCUGUACCCCAAGCUGGCCUACAUGGACCGGGAGAAGAAGCAUCAGCUGGUUGCCGAAGGCGAUCCCUUCGUUCAGGUGUCGAGGAGCUCUUGCCUGCUGGGCAGGAAGAAGCAGAAGACUUUGGCCAGCGAGUGGAUCCUGUUUGUGGAGAAGAGCCGUGGCGCGGACCAGAGGUCCACACUGGAGCACACCACCCUGGUGAGUGGCUUAAUGGUGGUUCUGGCAGGCGGAAAGGAGUUCCGAGUCGUGCCGUUCGGCUCGGAGGUGCUCUUGUGCCUAGACUCAUGGGUGCGGGUAAAAUGCCCAACCGAAGUUGGCCUUCAAAUUCAAAAACUGCGGACGCUUAUGGAUCGCGAAGUUGCCGAGUUGGUGGAGUCCCGCAAGUUCUGCUCAUCGAGAGAGUGGAUUGGCCCAGAGGCGGUCUGCCAGCUGAUGCGGGCAGACGAGCAGUCCGUGUGCCUGGCUGAGGGCAAAAGCCUGCCCGACGAGGGUAACUGUGAUAACGACAUUUUAUGCUUAGGCGAAAAACUGCGUACAUACGUAAGACAUACAGUAUUCGCAGAGUGAUGGAUCCGUAGAAAUAAAUCCAAAUUUUUACGAUAAACCUACAUUUGUACAGUGCGUUUCAAAAGCAGAAGACAGCAUUUCGUACCUGAUAGGGCAGCUAAAUUCACAACUGAGAGGCUAACGUAUAUUUCCCAAACCGCAUAUUUUUUACAUCGAAUAUUUGAUAGAAUAUACAAAACUUUCAUUAGAACGUAUACAAGCAAAUAUUUCAGUCUGACUCUUAAGAUGUACAAAGCAUUUGUUAGGUAAUCCGGUUUCCACUGUACUUAGUAAUUAUAAACGUACAUUUUAAGUAACUUACGGAAUACUUUUGCCCAAUGUUCUGUUUCUUAGUUAUUUUGCAUCUGUGUCAGCUCUUAAGAGCUUAAAGCAACGAUCCUAAAAGUUUUAAUAUUAUAAAUAGGACAAAUUGAAUAUAUCUUGGAAAUGUUUAAAUGGUUUGAUACACUGAUAUCAGCAAAAACAAUUAAACUUAUGGCUGCUUUAUUCUUGCACUAAUAAAUUUACAAAAAGUGGAAAUCAUAAAAUUGAAAACAUCAAAACGAGAAAUUAGAUAAUACGUUCCCUUAAUGGCAAUUAAAGUCCCGCAAAUCGAAUUAUUUUUCGUGGUACAAGAGCAUAAAAUAACUUAAUCAUUUCAAGUCAUUUGAUAUGAAUUUUACUGGAGAUGAGCUAUCACAAGACACUAACUGAAUGAGAUUUUUUAUAGUUUUCAUUUUUGCUAAACCUAAGAAUAAUUUUGAAUAUAUGAGGAGAUCUCAGAACUUUAUUCUACUUAUUUACGGAGCAGGUAUUCAUCACCUGGCCUUUUCUGAGUCUUAUUUCAAGAUGCCUUGUGUAAAUUCGAAAAGCUGGCAGGUAUUCCUAAACGGAGUUAAAAACAGUCUUGAAAGAGAAAAGCAGAAAGACUUUAGGAUAUUUUCAAACGUACAACAUAAUCCCUGAAUCUCAUUCCCCGUCUCACGACAGGUACUCAUAGGUGUAACUAUUUAAGCUCUGAAACGCACUGUAGGCACAUUUUAGUAAUUGGAAACACACAGGGAAUUAAAAUGUAAACCAAAAAUAUGAACUUGGAGAGUGUAAUUGCGGCACUCCCUAAUUGCCGGGUGAAAAUAUGUGUGCCACAAGUGCCACGAGAUGGCAGGGAGAUCGCGACUCGCAGUCGGUGUCGGUGUCAGUGUCAGCGGGCCCAGGCGGCGGGCGUGGCAGUUCCCUGCGGUGCAUUGGGCCAUGGCAGCCACGGAGCUGGCGUUUAUGCUCCACCUGCCCCACCUGCCCCACCUGCCUCACCUGCCGCCCACUGCCCAUUCAGGCGCAAACAAGAGCGGGCAAACUGAAAAAAGAGUUAAUUGCACAGACGACGCAGUCAAUAAACCUGAAGUCGAGCUUGUCGCUGCAGCAGCAACAAUGGCCACAAAGACACCGGAGCAACAGCAGCAGCAACAGCAGCAGCAACAGCCAACAAAAGACGGCAGCUUACUCACAAAGAAAGUGAAAUUAAUUUGUUAUUUUCGGUCGAUGGUGGCUCUUGAGCGAUGCCUUUGAAAACUGGGAGAGAGCAUGGCCAAUCUCCACGGUCGACCCUACAGAUUCGGUGUAUUUUCGCUCCCAUAGAAUGCGUUGUAUGUGCAAAAUACUGUGUAAAACAUUUUAAAUUAAAUGUCCGCUGUACGUAGAAAAUGAACACAAAACACUAGGAAAACAUUUCAUUACCAUUCCUGUUUUUAAAACCCGCUCAAAAUGUAAAUACUAUAAACAAUUAAGGUAUUUGUCAUCAAAUUAGCUAAACAUUUACAAUAUUUUUUGGGUUUCUUCAAAGCACAUCACCAAUGCAUUUCCCUUUUAAUAUAUAAAACACUUCCAACUGUCCUUACAUUUCCCAUACCUUUAAAAAUCCGUCCUCCCUGCAAAAAGCCUUUUAUAAUUUCAAAACAGAUGAUAUUAUGCUUCCACUUCAAAUUAAACCUAAGACAUUUUUUGUGUCUUUAAUUUUCGAUAUUUUUUCCUGUCUGAAAAAUUGUACUUAAAAUGUGUAUUUCAGCAUAUUCGAGAGCACACUUAGGUCUAAAAUAACUUAAAAAGUAAAUGUAAAAUAUUUUUGAUGUACCUACAACUACAGCUUUUAAGAAUAAAAUUUUACUAGAUGUUUGGAGCGAAAAAA